GGUGAGUUGUAGGGAACAGCCCCGGUAUCGAUGACAAUUCUGCACCCCGGGUAGAAUUUAGAUCUUACACCAACAUCAGACAUAAAAACAACGAGAAGAUAAUGUAGAGAGAGCUGCAGUCUCUAAGGUUUGCUCGGGGUUAGGAGUUUAGAUAUUGUGGUAACACAACGGGAAUGGUUGAGGUAAGAUGUAGAUAGACCAUGCACGUGACCUCAACGUGGAUUUCCCGUUCGGCGCGUUGAAUUUGAGUGCAAGGGACAGCCGUCAACCUCAACGCAACGACAGGUCACUCCAUCUCCGGAUUCCACGAGACGUCGCCCGUACAAAUCCUCCAAAAUGGCUGCUCUGAUCAAGGCUGCGAACGCCAAAAUCCGGUCAAACCCGGUGACUGACUAUGUCUGCUCAACCCACUUUUGGGGCCCUGUAUCCAACUUUGGUAUCCCUCUCGCGGCCAUUAUGGACACGCAGAAGAGCCCUGAAUUGAUCUCGGGACAGAUGACUGGUGCUCUCAUCAUCUAUGCCGGUACUUUCAUGCGAUACUCAUUGGCUGUCACACCUAAGAACUACCUCCUAUUUGCCUGCCACUUUGUCAACGCUGGUGCCCAGCUCACCCAAGGAUACCGAUACCUCAACUACCAUUACUGGGGCGGAAAGGAGAACAUGCCCAAGGAGCAGCUGGCACAGGCUGCCGAGGCUGCCAAGGGAAAGGUUGAGAAGGCCACGGCGAAGGUCCAGAAUGCCGUCAGCAAAUAAAGAGGUUACCAGACCGAAGGUUACCGGAAGGGAUCGGUGUGUCGGGCUGCAUGCCGUCCAUAAUAGGAGUGUCCCCGGGCUGUACCUCGGGAUUCGGAGAGUGGCAGCACACAGCUACCGCGCAAUAACGUCGUAACUUUACAAGAAUUAGUUCCCUCGAACAUCUAGAAUCGCACCCCGAGUUGGGGUCUUUGCAGCACUCGUGCCUGAAGAGUUGCUACGAGAAAAUCUUGUUGCGGGGGCCCUGAGUUCAAUGAAUAUGGUUAGAGCAAACAAAUCAAGCCUUCAGAUGCCACAUUGAGAUACUGCGAGCAAGUGAUGAGGAGGAGUGCUCCCCGCAAAACGGAGAUUCAAUCAAUUCCCCGGGAGGGCUUCCGAUGCUCUUCUCCUAAUGGAAAAUGAUAUCAGUGGUAUGAUAUUUCGCAUUUUACCAGUAGGAUGUCAACUCUAUGCUAGUCUUUCGUUCUUGUAGCAAUCUUGUGUACCGGUACUUAUGUAACAAGACUUGUUAACGUUUUCAUUGUUACGGUCUCGACAUUUGGAGACUUCGGGAAACAAGAUAUGUGUGGUUUCAAUUCAGCAGCGAUACAACGCACGCACCCUUGUAUCUGGGCGAAACAGGUCCAUGAGAGCAAGGUUAGUACGUAGCUCCCUUGAAGUCAAGAUACAAACACAGAUCUGAACUCGGG
This is a messenger RNA of Fusarium verticillioides 7600, 1442 nucleotides long. RefSeq names its product small nuclear ribonucleoprotein B and B'. NCBI's taxonomy places the organism in Eukaryota, Fungi, Ascomycota, Sordariomycetes, Hypocreales, Nectriaceae. The transcript is spliced from 3 exons. The record is from RefSeq and is a predicted model, not a curated record. Gene Ontology annotation, cellular component: mitochondrial inner membrane. Gene Ontology annotation, biological process: pyruvate import into mitochondria. Bases 337 to 753 code for a protein of 138 amino acids.